Oreochromis aureus is the source of this 3288-nucleotide messenger RNA. RefSeq lists its product as uncharacterized. Gene Ontology annotation, molecular function: nucleic acid binding. The transcript has 2 exons. Gene Ontology annotation, biological process: DNA integration. Lineage: Eukaryota; Metazoa; Chordata; Actinopteri; Cichliformes; Cichlidae. The coding region runs from base 52 to 879 and encodes 275 amino acids. The record is from RefSeq and is a predicted model, not a curated record.
CGGUGCGGCCUCCUCUUCACAUGUUUUUGCUCAAGGGCAGUGCAUAUAGAGAUGUUGGAGGAUUUGACGACCGACGCAUUCAUCAAUGCUUUGCGCUGCUUCAUUGCCCUUCGUGGAGCUGUUAGGCACAUUAGGUCCGAUCAGGGAACUAACUUUAUGGGGGCAAGAAACGAGAUGGCAAAAGCUCUAAAAGAACUUGAUAAGGAAAGAGUGACUGCAUACCUAGCAGAAAAUCAGUGCGACUUCCAGAUGAAUACGCCCCACUCUAGUCAUGCUGGAGGUGCAUGGGAGCGUCAAAUCCGAACAGUGAGAAGCGUACUGAGCACGGUCCUUGCCUGCAGUGUGGGAAGGUUGGAUGAUGCCUCAUUAAGGACAUUCCUUUAUGAAGCCAUGUGCAUCGUGAAUAACCGCCCACUCACUGUUGAUAACAUCAACGACCCCAAAAGCUUUGAGCCACUCACACCGAACCACUUAAUCACCAUGAAAUCCUCAAUCCCACUUCCACCUCCAGGUAAAUUUGUCAAGGAGGACCUGUAUGCUAAGAAACGCUGGAGAAGGGUUCAGUAUCUGACCGAGCAAUUUUGGCACAGAUGGAGGAAGGAAUACCUGGCCAAUAUUGCUCUGAGACAGCGGUGGCAUACACCAAGACGUAAUGUGGAGGUGGGUGACAUUGUGAUUCUCAAAGAGGAAGAUGUUCCUCGCAAUGAAUGGAAACUCGCUAGGGUUGUGGAAGCACAUGAGGAUGAUGAUGGACUUGUACGGAAGGUGACAAUCCAGACUGGUGAUCGGAAGUUAGGAAAUGGAGGCGAACGCCUCGUCCAACCUUCCAUCAUCCAAAGACCCAUUCAGAAAUUAGUGGUCCUGGUAAAAAACAGCUAAAAUUGGGAAAAAUGUCAUUCAUUGAUUACAUUUUCCUUCCAAAAUAGAAGUCAUUAUGCUGUACUUCAUGCACAUGUUAUGGAGAUGUAAAUUGUUCAUAUUGUUGAAUUCACUGUUGAGAAAAGAAUAUUGUUUAUGUCAAUGCAAGAGUGUUUAAAAACAGCAACAUGGUGCUUGAGAAUUACCAUUGAUUUAAUGAACAAUGCAAGUGUAUUUACAUUCACAAUUGUAAUAAUCAAAGGUAAUUGGUGGGAGUGUAGCUGACGCUGAAAUGUUUGUGUUGGUUGCCAUGACAACACCAGUAGCGCAUCUGAGAUCGUUAUGUUGUUUUCUGUUUGUUUUCAUUAUUUGGUACUCAUGUUUGUGUACAUUUGCAGUAGGAAAAGAUAAUCUGUGAUCCAGCAAUACAUCCUGCUUGUAAGAAACGUUUUGUUAAAACAUUAUUGUGAAGUAGUCACUUCCUGUGAGUCGCGGGAACCGGAAGUUGUGCGCGGGAGAGACAAGACAGAGCGGUAACACGGCGGACUUUUUGGAAUGUACAUCUUUUCUACUGCUGGUUUUACAAGGCGUACACGUUUUCACGGUGCUCCAUGAUUGUGAGCGGAAUAAAAGUAUUGUGGACAUCAGUACGAAGCGUGGAUUCUUUCGACCAGAGUAGAUACACUGAGGCUUUAAUUGAACUCACAGGCAAAGCCCUGUGCAAACCAUGAUUCUGACUCUGAGGUAAAUCACUGCUAUAAAACAUUACAGUGAAACUGAGCGAGUGAAACUGAAAUAAGAAACUGCAAAUUACAGCACACACAACCAAAGCUGUCAACAUAUUUCAGGCUUAUGUCGCAAACUUCAUCAUUCACAAGGCUCAAAAACAAGAAGUCAAAGGAUUUGAACAAAAAAAAAGGUAGUGUUAGUGGGAAAAGUGGGACAUUAAGUUGUGUUUUUAUGUGAUUUUUUCAUCCUAAAGGAGGUAAGGAAGUCUCUUUUGUGUGUUUCAUAAAUCAACAUAAAUUAAUUAAGAUUCAUGUGUUUGAUUAUAUCGGCAGGCAACAGAUAAAUUUACAUUAAAAUUAUUUAAACAGCAGGAAAGUAUUGUGAAAAUAUUGCAACUUUGUAAUUAUAAAGUGUUUAUUUUUAAGCUCCUCUUAGCAGUCAGGCAUGAGCAUACAAAUAUGCUUUAUAGAUUAAAAACAACUGUCAGCUUCAUGGAGGAUUCAAACCCAGCACCUACUAAUAAAAGUCAGCUUGGUAACCAACACAGACACUGAAACACUGAGAAGUGUGACACCACUUUUCUCUCUCACACAUUUCUCUGUCAGCUAAUUAAACAGAUGCAGUUAAUGUUGAUUUCUUAAAAUUAUUGUAUUCAUGGUUACAGUUGUGUUGUGUAAAACAACUAAAACAAGGUUGGUUGGCACACAGAGAAUGAAGGGCCAGGUUUAAAUAAUAUAAGUAUUUAAUUUGCAGCAGAAAAGGUUAAUAUUUCAACCAAAUAACAAUGUGUAUCAUGUUAGUGUGUAGAGUAUGUUUGAAUGUGAGUGUGUGUCUUUCUUGCCCUCAGUGUCAGCCUGACAUCUACUGACAAUAUCGGCUUAGUGUCCAAAAUGCCACUGAGGUCCAGCUUUAAUGUCCACUGAGGACUUUUUGAUGGGCGGUCAUAGAAAGAGAGAUUCUAUUGUUACCUUAUUACUACUGCCUUUAGUAAGGUGCCGUAAAUUCAUUUUCUGACAUGAUGCUAAUAUCAAUUUAAAAAGUGUCCCUUUGAUUUUUUGAACAGUGUAACAAUAAAUGUUUACAAAAACAAAAAAGCAUCCUUAUUUGAUAACACUAAAUGUGGAAGACCCUAAAUUCUUACUGGAUCAAAGAUGAUCAAGUGUUUGUUCCUAUAAAUAUAAUAAAACUUCAAACUUGUCAAUCUUUCAUCUGCAGCUUGCAAAGCUUUCAAUAAUAUGCUGCUCAUAGACAGGAAGCACUCUGGUUUUAUUUAGUCUCAUUUUAAUGCACAAAGACUGCAGCACGAUCAAUUUUUUAACAAAUGUAACUUUUAUACCAUGCAACUGUACAAAAACCCAUCAGUCGAAUCUCUGUAAUGAAACACGAGUACAAAAUAACAUCAUUUAUAAACAUCACAUUAAAGAGAAAAGUGCAAAACAACAAGAAUUUAAUUCCCAGCAACAAAGUCCCAGGAUUGAAAAGUAAACACUUAAAGCAUCUGUGCUUUCCAUCAAAGUGAUGGAAAAGCAGUAAGGCUGAAGUAACAGAGGUUCUGAAUAUAAUUCACACUUUCAUAUUAUUGUAGGGUCUUUGCAAUAUAAAGCACCUUAAGGCAAUCUGUUGUUGUGAUUUUGUACUACAUGAAUAUAAAAAUGAAAUGCAUUGAACUGAGACAUUCACUGUGGCUCAAGUAAAAGAAAA